GGUCUCAGGUCCAUGCAAGUUUACUGAAGUCCAUAUAAACUUUUUUUUUUUUUUUUUACUCACAGGCCGCUGCUGCUACAAGCUCUCUGCUGCAGACAGUUGGUUUUCAACAUGGAGAGGUCCUUCCAGGAGAUUCCUGACUCCUCCAACCUCAGCUACAAAUCAAAAGCAGAUCCUAUUUCAUUCGACGACAUCGACCCUCAGACAGAGUCCUUCCAGGAGAUUCCUGGCUCCUCCAUCCUCACCUGUAAAUCCAAAGCAGAUCCUAUUUCAUUCGACGACAUCAACCCUCAGACAGAGUCCUUCCAGGAGAUUCCUGACUCUUCCAACCUCACCUGCAAAUCAAAAGCAGAUCCUAGCUCAUUCGACGACGUUGACCCCACUGAGACUGACCAGAAGAUGUCAGGGUGUCCCUCUGAUCCAUCUGACAAGCAUCAGCAAGCAGACCUAGACUCAGUAUUCACGCUGCUCGAGGAAGAAAUCAUCAGUUUUGUGAAGAAUGAGCUUAAGAGGUUCAAAAGAGUCCUGAGUCAACCUGAUCCAAAAUAUUUAAAUAAAAUGGAAGAUGGAGAAAAUGUGAUUGAUGAGGGGGAGCUGAAGAGGAGCAGCAGACAGGCUUUUCUGAAGAUCACACUAGACUUCCUGAGGAAGAUGGACCAGGAUGUCAUAGCCGACUCUCUGCAUAACAAGUCUCCAGCAUCCUGUCAACAUAAACUGAAAACCAACUUGAAAGAAAGAUUUCAAUGUUUUUUUGAGGGGAUCUCCAAAGCGGGUCAGCCGACACUGCUAAAUCAGAUCUACACAGAGCUCUACAUCCAAGAAGGUGGAACUGGACUGCUCAGUGAUGAACAUGAGGUUAAAGUGAUUGAUACAGCCUUCAGGAAGUCAGUGAGAUCAGAGAAAACAAUCACAGUUGAUAAAAUCUUACAUCAGCAAGGAGAUGUUCCCAUCAGAACAGUGAUGACAAAGGGAGUGGCUGGCAUUGGGAAAACAGUCUUAACUCAGAAGUUCACUCUGGACUGGGCAGAAGGCAAAAAAUACCAAGACAUACAGUUCGCAUUUUCAAUCACUUUCCGAGAACUGAACUUGCUGAAAGGAAAAAGGUACAGUUUGGUAGAACUAAUCCAUCACCUUUUUACUGAAACCAAAGAAGCAGGAAUCUGCAGGUUUGACAAGUUUAAUAUUGUGUUCAUCUUUGACGGUUUGGAUGAGUGUCGACUUCCUCUUGACUUCUGCAACAACAAGAUCGCAACUGAUGUUACAGAGGUUGCCUCAGUCGAUGUGCUGCUUACAAACCUCAUCAGUGGGAAACUGCUUCCUUCUGCUCGCCUCUGGAUAACCACACGACCUGCAGCAGCCAAUCAGAUCCCUCCGGAGUAUAUUGACAUGGUGACAGAAGUUCGAGGCUUCACUGAUCCACAAAAGGAAGAGUAUUUCAAGAAAAGAUUCAAAGAUGAGAAGCAGGCAAGCAGGAUUAUUGCCCAUGUCAAGAAAGCCCAAAGCCUUCACACUAUGUGCCAGAUCCCGGUCUUCUGCUGGAUUACUGCAACAGUCCUGAAGGAUGUGAUGAAAACCAGCGAGAGCCAUGAGCUGCCUAAAACCCUGACUGAGAUGUACAUCUACUUCCUGGUGGUUCAAAUUAAACAGAGCAAUGUCAAGUUUCAUGAAGGGAGCGAGACAGACCCACACUGGAACCCAAAAAGCAAGGACAUGAUCCUGUCUCUGGGAAAACUAGCUUUUGAGCAGCUGCGGGAAGGAAACCUGAUCUUCUACGAGGAAGACCUGAUGGAUUGUGGCAUCGAUAUCAGAGCAGCCUCAGUAUACUCAGGGGUCUUCACACAGAUCUUUAAAGAGGAGAGAGGAAUCUUCCAGGACAAGUUGUUCAGCUUUGUGCAUCUAAGCGCUCAAGAGUUCCUUGCUGCUUUUUAUGUUUAUCUGACAUUCACCAACUCUGGUUUCAAUCCUUUGGAAGGCAAUGCCUACACCUCCAACACACCUGACCAGAAAUCUACAGUCUUCUUUCAGAAUGCAGUGGACCAAGCUUUGCAGAGUCCAAAUGGGCACCUUGACUUGUUCCUCCGGUUCCUUUUGGGUCUUUCUCUGGAGACCAAUCAGAAUCUGCUUCGAGGUCUGCUAACACAGAAAGGAACUGAAUCUCAAACCAGGGAGGAAGUAGCUGAGUAUGUCAAGGAGAAAAUCAGGGAGAAUCCCUCUCCAGAGAGAAGCAUUAACCUCUUCCACUGUCUGAAUGAGAUGAAGGAUCACUCUCUGGUGGAGGAGAUUCAACAGUACCUGAGUUCAGGAAGACUCUCCACUGAAGAUCCCUCUCCUGCUCAGUGGUCCGCCCUUGUUUUCAUCUUACUGUCAUCUGAAGAAAACUUGGAUGUGUUUGACCUGAACAAGUACUGUGCUUCAGAAGAGGGUCUUCUGUGGCUGCUGCCAGUGAUCAAAGCUGCCAAAAAAUCCAUACUGAGUGGCUGUAACCUGACAGAAAGAAGCUGUGAAGCUCUGUCAGCAGUUCUCAGCACUGAGUCCUCGUGUCUGAGAGAGCUGGACCUGAGUAACAACAACCUGCAGGAUUCAGGAGUGAAGCUGCUCUCUGCUGGACUGGGGAAUCCAAACUGUAAACUGGAGACUCUGAGGCUUUCAGGCUGUCUGAUUACGGAUGAUGGAUUUGUAUCUCUGGCCUCAGCUCUGAACUCAAACCCCUCUCACCUGAGAGAGCUGGACCUGAGCUACAACCGUCCUGGAGACUCUGGAGUAAAGUUGCUCUCCGCUGGACUGGAGGAUCCUAACUGGAUACUUGACGAUUUAAGGGUUGACUAUGGAGGAGAAAAUUGGUUGAGACCAGGUCUGAGAAAGUACUCCUGUGAACUCAAACUGGAUCCAAACACAGCAAACAGACGCGUUUUUCUCUCCAAGGACAACAGAAAAGCAGAACUUCUGAAGGAGGAGCAACCAUACCCAGAUCACCCUGACAGAUUUGAUUUUUUGUGUUCAGUGUUGUGUGAUCAGGGUUUGACUGGUCGACAUUACUGGGAGGUGGAGAGGGAAGGGUGGCUCGCUAUAGGAGUCACUUAUAAGGGAAUCAAAAGGAAAGGAGAUGAUAUUGGCUGUAGACUUGGAAGGAACAACAUAUCCUGGGCUUUGUUUGCAUAUCCUAGUCUUCUCUCUGCCUGGCAUGAUGAUGGCUCAGAAUCUGUCUGCAUCCCCUUUGAGUUUCUGCCAAAGAGAGUUGGAGUAUAUCUGGACUGGCAUGCCGGCACUCUGUCUUACUACAGAGUCAGCUCCAACUCGCUGAUCCACCUGUACACCUUCCACGCCACCUUUACUGAACCCCUCUACCCUGGGUUUAUGUUUCGGGAUGGAUCUGUUCUGUCUCUUUGUUAGAUAAAACAUGGAGUCAUCCAAUGGAAACACAGCUGAGCAACAACAGCUGUCAGCAGAGAAGAACAAUAUCCGAGGGCAGGAAAUUCCAGAAAAAUACUAAAAUGAGUGACUAAACGGAUGUAAAUGGACUGAUGAGAAUGCAAACACUUCAUGUUCAAAUAGAGAACUUUCACACUUUCACAAUAGCAUCAUGCCAGCAGAGGUGCCAAGUAACAAAGUACAAAUACUUUGUUACCUUACUUAAGUAGAAAUUUUGGGUAUCUACACUU
Molecule: messenger RNA, 3659 nt
Organism: Cheilinus undulatus (humphead wrasse)
Lineage: Eukaryota; Metazoa; Chordata; Actinopteri; Labriformes; Labridae
Product: protein NLRC3-like
Exons: 12
Coding region: 112-3390 (1092 amino acids)
Molecular function (GO): protein binding
Source: RefSeq, a predicted model, not a curated record